CCUUGAAAGUUGGAAACGUUUUGAAACGGAAGGCGGCUUGAGAAAAAAAAUUGUCGUAAAGAGUGGGAUUUUCGAUGUUGUUUUUGUGAACUUUUUUACCUUGAUGAAUUAAAAGAAAAACCACAAUGACUUUAAAAAAGACAAAGAUGGAAGUGAAUCUCUCAUUAGUUUCACAAUUUGAUGACCUAAUGAGAAAAUCAAAAAUACUCCAAUCUGGAUGUGAAGCAGAAUUUGCUGCCUUUGCAAUGAAUCAAGAAGAAAUAAGAAAAAAAUGGCUUGUAGCAGAACAAAAAAAUGAAAGCCUGGAAGACAGGAUUAAAAGAGCUGAAUCACAAGCAGCGUCACUGGACACACAGUUAAAACAUGCAAGAAUGCAAGCCGAGUAUGAAUUACAGAGGAGAAAAGCUGCUGAAAAUGAAAAGGCUGAUAUGGAUCGUCAAAUUGGUGUCAUAAGAGAAUUACUAAAUGAUAAGAAUAGCAAGAGCAUCCUUCACGAGAACGACAGAGAUAGAUUAGCAGCUAUUGCUAAUAGCCACAGACAAAGUGUACACCUAGAUGGUAGCAAUUCUAGACUGAACACCAUAAUGGAACAUUCUGCUUCUUUCCUGUCUGAUGUAAGUUAUGAUAAGACAGAAGAAGACCCCUUAAGUGAUUCCCGUCUUCGAAAUGGGAAAAAGUUUAAGCGGCCAACAGCACCUCCUGCUGAUGAAUUGGAAAACACACCACCAAAACGUCAUCGUGACGAACAUGCUGAACCUGAUGCUGCUCCUCAGGAUCACAACAACUCAAUAGUGACAGCUGUCAUUACAAUAGAUGCUGCUGGGAAACCAAGUGCCACUGUGGAAACAAAUAUUGUCCCAAAACUUAACAAGAGUUUUAGUGAACCUAACCUGGACAAGCGUGGAAAUGGUGCAGAUAGCGGGCCAGAGAGUGAUGAUGAAGUGUAUGGUUUUCCUAGAAAUAACAAUGCAAACAGAAAUUAUAAUGCUCAGCCAAGAAAGAGUAUCUUAAAAAAUACCCCUGAAACUCCAACAUUAAGAAAAGCAAAUUCAGCUGGCAGAGGGUUAAACAGAGUUCACAUUUUCAUCUCUAAAACUGUCAUUAAACCAGAAACCUGUGUUCCUUGUGGCAAAAGAAUACGAUUUAGCAAAUUGGCAAUGAAAUGUAAAGACUGUAGAGCAGUGUGUCACCCAGAAUGUAAAGACAAACUCCCUUUGCCAUGUAUCCCAUCCUGCCCCAGCACUCCCGGUGGUUUUAAGUUGUCUGAGGGCUUAAUUGCUGAUUUUGCACCAGCAGAAAGACCCAUGAUUCCAAGGCUAAUUGUUAACUGUGCUCAUGAAAUAGAAAGCAGAGGUUUGGAUGAAGUGGGAAUAUACAGAGUUCCUGGAUCAGAUAAAGAUCAAAAAGAACUGAAAGAAAAGUUUUUGAAGGGAAGAUAUCCUAACCUUGGUCAAAUCCAUGAUAUUCAUGUAGUGUGUGGGUGCUUAAAAGAUUUUUUGCGUGGCCUUAAAGAACCUCUUGUUACUUUUGGAUUGUGGUCAAAGUUUGUUGAGGCCGCAGAAAUGAAAUCAAAUGACAAGUGCAGGGAGGAGUUAUGUCACCUUAUCAAUAACUUACCUCAGGCCAACAAAGAUACAUUAGCUUUUCUUGUUCAGCAUCUCCAAACAGUGGCCUCAGCAAAGUCUUGUAAAAUGCCAGCAUCAAACCUUGCUAAAGUAUUUGGACCAACUGUUGUUGGUUAUUCUUGUCCAGAACCAGAGCCCAUGCAAAUAAUGUCGGAAACUAGGAAACAGAACCAGGUCAUGGAACGUUUACUAGAGAUUCCCACUGACUUUUGGAGUGAUUUGCUUAAUGUUGAUGAGAUCAGUUUGUUUCCAUCAGGAACACCUUACACACCAGACAGUGUUCACUAUGGCCUUCGGAGUAUGUUAGGCCCAAUAACAACCCCUGACAGAUCAGACAUCUAUGGACAUGAUUUAAAACAGACAACACCGAGAUAUGCUACUAAAACUCUGCAGCAUAAGAAACCAAGCAGGUUUUUUGCAUCACCAGUUGUGAACUGAGAUUUGAUCCAAUAACCACAUGAACCACCACCUUAUUAAGAGAUCUGAAUCGUGAGGAAAAGCUCUUGCUGAUUUUGUCAUUUACAAUGUUUUUCGAGAUAAUUUACUACAUUUUUCUGUUGUGUUUAUCAUAUAUCAUGUUUGUUUUAGACCUAAAAUUUAUAUGAACGUACAUUUACUGAGUUUAUCUAAAUAUGGUUAUCUGAAUCAAGUCACUUUAGAUAGAUGUUGCUUUCUGAACAAGAACCAUUUAUUAUGUAUUAAUGUGUAAUUAGCUAGCGAGGCCUAAUCUCAUCAAUCAAAUAAGGUUAGAGAAAAUUCAAUAUUAUAUUAAGUACAUAACUUUCUGAGUGUUUGAUCUUGAUUCAACUGAAAAUAAUAUGCAUUGUACUAAUUAUUUAUAUCUUCAGGUAAUCCAUUGUUCCUGUAAAUAGUUUAUCUUUUAAAAGGCUUGUCAUGUUGUACAAUUUUGCUUACACUGUAACCACAAAUAUGCACACCACAUUGUAUAUUUUUAAAAAAUCUAUUAUAGAUAGAUGUGACUACUUAGAUGUUUAGAAGUAGAUUACCUACAUGAUUUUUGUGUACUUUUUUUAAACUAGUCAUAGUAGGUAUAAUAGAUGGAAAACAGUCCAUUUAAGUCGCUAAGUUUUCAUUUUUUUGUACUUAUGAGAAUUAGUUUUUUUGGAUCGUUUAUUCCUCCUCUGAACUGAAGGAUGUAAAACUUCAUUUUAUUGAAGUGUACUUGCCCUUAUAAUACAUUUUUAAACUGAUUUAAAACACCAUCAGUUUAAUUCAAAUUGCGUAAAACAUUAAAUAUUUACUCUCAAUCUAUUGCUAUAUCUAAUUUUCAGACUGUAUAUCUUGUGAAAACCACGGCACACCAAAUCUACUUACUGUUCUGAUUUCUAUAAUAAAAUUAUGUCAAACAAACAAAUCAAAGAAUAACAUUUUUUUUUUUACAACAAAAGUUUACUCACAAUGAAUGACAGUGUUUGUACAAUGAAAAUUAGAUAGUGCGCAUUGUCGCACACAUCUACUUAAAACAGAAUUUAAAAAAACAUCUAGAGUCUACACCAUAAUAGAAGGCGCUUUGGCUCUUGAAACCACAACAGCUGCCGCACCUUCAUAAUGAUUACAUCAAAUAUAAAUAUAGAGAAGUAUAUGUGUGUAGUAGAUUUUUAAAAACCAUUAGAGAAAAAAAUAACUAAACCUGUAUUUGAAGCUAUCUAAUAGAAGACUAAGGGCUCAUUGCCCAACUGAGGGUCACACAAGUAAUAAAAAACAUUCCAAAUAUAAACUUUCACAGGGGCCACUUGUGAGCAACAACAAAAGGCAUCCAAUCGUAGUUUGGUCCAACUAAAGGUUUUAUCUGAGUCUAUCAGAUCAACCUCAAAUAACAAACCUAAUUUUUUAAACCAGCAUUUGAAUUAUAUAAAUUUUCAUUUGUAGUAUUAAAAUAGUAAAUAAUUUUUUACUUAGCAAAAAAGACAUUUACAAUACUAUGCAGUUUCAAAAGAAAUCGAAAAACAAUUUUUUAACAAGCAAGUCGAAUUCAUAAAAU
Messenger RNA from Physella acuta, 3627 nucleotides. Its product is annotated as rac GTPase-activating protein 1. The record is from RefSeq and is a predicted model, not a curated record. NCBI's taxonomy places the organism in Eukaryota, Metazoa, Mollusca, Gastropoda, Physidae. Gene Ontology annotation, cellular component: nucleus; midbody; centralspindlin complex. Gene Ontology annotation, molecular function: GTPase activator activity. Gene Ontology annotation, biological process: mitotic spindle midzone assembly; mitotic cytokinesis; Rho protein signal transduction.